AUGCCUUCACUUGUAAUCUGGGCAGCUGCACAAUCACAGGGGCUGAACUUAAACGCGCCGCUGAAGGGCUAUGGAUUGCUUGGGAAAGAGGCUUUAGGAAAGUCCAACUAA
Molecule: messenger RNA, 111 nt
Organism: Linum tenue
Lineage: Eukaryota; Viridiplantae; Streptophyta; Magnoliopsida; Malpighiales; Linaceae
Source: the annotation of a GenBank genome assembly